AUGAAGUCCAGUGAAGCUUCCGGAGUCAAGGAGGCCCGAAAAGGUCUUAUUUUGUACGUGUUGGUGUUCGUGUUGUCCUUGGGGCUUCCAUUGUACUUUGGGACCACCACAGUACAUCGUGCCGAUUUGCCAAUUGAUGAAAUCAACACUCUAUCGGACCACUUGUUCGACAAGAUAGGUAUAAAUAUACCCGUAUACAUUACCUCUGAAUAUGAAGCAGUGUCUGACUCAUUCUUGGAUCGGUUAAAUGGAGAUAUCAGGUCAGAGUUGACGGCUAAACAUCCCGUGUUGAAUAACCUUUGGAGUCUCAACUUGAAACUCGAUGCUCCAGAUUCUGAUUCAGAGGGCUACAGGGUGAACAUCAAGAAGAAAACUGGCGACGAAAAGUUUCAUAUUCAUGCCGAUAAAAAGGAAAUUGACAUACAUUCGACAGACUUGGAAUCGAGUGCUGAAAUCGUUGAAGACGUUUUGCUUGGGGAAGUAUUCCAAUCUGAGAUAGAAGAGGUCAGCAGAAUCGUCUCUGGAAGCGGAAAAAGUGCUCAUACUGCUCUUCCACAUUCAGACGUGACUAAUAUCGUAUUCUCUUUAUUGGUUGAGGAUGGAAAACCCGUUGCAUGGGAAGUUGAAAACGUGAUAAAAAGAUUUGAUUCAGUACUCAAAAGUUUGGGUCAUAUUACAGAAUUUCAAGUCAGCACCCAGAUCCAGUACUAUUCAUCAUUAACGCAUAAACCGUUGUCCCUUAUCAACGACCAAACCAAGUAUAUCAUUGCUGAAGAUGAUCUCUCAACCUUCAUUAAUUAUGGUGAUUGGAAUAUCAACAACUACGAUGUUCAUCCUACUAUCAAUUUUUUGAUUUAUUUCCCCACUUGCAAUUACGAGAAUAAGCGUCUCUUGGUGCAGAACUCGGUGACAAACAGUUUCUUGGUUCCUCAAUGGGGAGGUGUUCACAUUUUUAACAAGAACUUCCCCAUUUUGAGAAGGGAAGACCCAAUCACAAUUACCGAGUCAGAACUCGCACCAGUGUUUGAAAUCUUUACCGUGCAGCUUUUAAGGUUAUUGGGAGCUCCUGAAAAGCCACACGCUCCAGUUAUCAACAUUGAUGUCCUCACACGGCUUACUACGUUACAAAACUUGAAACGAUCAUUAGAGAACUUGAAAUCACUUGUUAAAGUUACGGACUCAUUAAGUGAGAUCUCCAUUCCUGACCAAACAAAACAUUACGUUGCAGAAUGUAUCACCGAAAUAGAGCGAGCAAUUGAAAACGCUAAUGCCAAUCUUAAUGAAAUAGCCGUCGAGGCGUCUACAAGGGCAUUGUUACUUUCUGAUUCAGCAUUUUUUGACAAAGAGAUGGUGCAACAGGCAUACUUCCCAAGCGAGCAUAAAUUGGCGGUUUUUCUCCCAUUGUUGGGACCAGUUGCAUCAAUAAUCUUCUUGAGUCUUGUUAGGCUUUUUAAAGAUUGGAAACAACAACGGAAAACGAAUAAAAAAGAGACCUAG
Meyerozyma guilliermondii ATCC 6260 is the source of this 1497-nucleotide messenger RNA. Its product is annotated as PIG-S family GPI transamidase component. The record is from RefSeq and is a predicted model, not a curated record. Gene Ontology annotation, cellular component: GPI-anchor transamidase complex. Gene Ontology annotation, biological process: attachment of GPI anchor to protein. The transcript has a single exon. The coding region runs from base 1 to 1497 and encodes 498 amino acids. Lineage: Eukaryota; Fungi; Ascomycota; Pichiomycetes; Serinales; Debaryomycetaceae.